CGGCCCGGCCCGGCAGCACGCGCUCUUCCCCCUCCCAGCGACCGACGGACGAACCUAGGAACCUUCGUGUCACGGGCGGAGCACGAAUAUCCCCAUCCUUCCAACCGCUUGUCCGGCAGGCGACGACGCGUCCAUCGAUUCCUUCCUCCACCUCCUCCUUCCCCGGCGACGCAUGUCUCCUCCUCCGAUCCACACACCCCCGAGAGAUUGAUCGAUCGCCGAUCGAUCCGGCCCCCGAGCACACGAUCCACCCAGCAUCCGACCGGCCGCCGGCGCGAGCGCAAGAUUCAGAUUUGCCCCGGCGCGCGGGAGGGGCCGGAGAAGGAGGGCGAGCCAGGAUGGGCGCGUGGAUGUCGCGCGUGUGGUUCCUGAUGUUCCCGGCGCGGGAGUACAAGCUCGUCGUGGUGGGGCUCGACAACGCGGGCAAGACCACCACGCUCUACAAGCUCCACCUCGGCGAGGCCGUCACCGCCGCGCCCACCAUCGGCAGCAACGUCGAGGAGGUCGUCUUCAAGAACCUGCGCUUCGAGGUGUGGGAUCUAGGUGGACAAGAGAGCCUACGAACUUCAUGGGCAACAUACUACCGAGGAACUCAUGCUGUCAUCAUAGUAAUUGACAGCACCGACCGCGCUCGGAUCAACAUCAUCAAGGACGAGCUCUUCCGGUUGCUCCAACACGCAGAUCUGGAGGGUGCAGUGGUUCUCGUGUUCGCGAACAAGCAGGACCUCAAGGACGCCAUGUCCCCCGCCGAGAUCACCGAUGCCCUCUCCCUCCACAGCAUAAAGAACCAUGACUGGCACAUCCAGGCCUCGUGCGCCAUCACCGGUGAGGGCCUGUACGACGGCCUGGGUUGGAUCGCCCAGAAAGUCACUGGCAAGGCGACAGCAAGCUGACGCGGAUUGACUGUGUUUCCAUGGAUUUAUUGAAGGUGGCAGGAUGGGUUUGUUCUUACUGCCGCCGCCUUUAGUGUUUGUUUUGUUUAUGUUGCAAGGCUGCAUGAAAACUGUGUCUGUAUUCCAACCAAUCUGAAUAUAAAAAUUGAAAGGAGCAAAUUUGCACGGUGUCAAAUAUGAGAUUUUAUCUGA
Messenger RNA from Panicum virgatum (switchgrass), 1085 nucleotides. RefSeq names its product ADP-ribosylation factor-like protein 5. Gene Ontology annotation, cellular component: cytoplasm; trans-Golgi network. Lineage: Eukaryota; Viridiplantae; Streptophyta; Magnoliopsida; Poales; Poaceae. Gene Ontology annotation, biological process: protein localization to Golgi membrane; intracellular protein transport; vesicle-mediated transport. The coding region runs from base 339 to 893 and encodes 184 amino acids. The record is from RefSeq and is a predicted model, not a curated record. The transcript is spliced from 2 exons. Gene Ontology annotation, molecular function: GTP binding; GTPase activity.